AUGUCCAAAUUAUUCAUUGGAGGCCUAGCAUGGCACACCACCGAUGAGACUCUGCGCGAGGGCUUCUCUAAAUAUGGAACCAUCGAGGAGGCUAUCGUUGUGAAGGAUCGCGAUACCAACCGCAGCCGUGGCUUUGGAUUUGUUCGUUUCGCCAGCGAAGCUGAGGCAGACGCUGCGAUGAACGCAAUGAGCAACCAGGAAUUCGAUGGCCGCAUGAUUCGCGUCGACAAGGCCGCAGACCGCCAGCCUGGUCAACGCAGUGAAGGCUUCAGCCGUAGCAACUACAACCGUUUCGAAGGUGGCGGGCAAGGUGGCUACAACCGCGGAGGCUAUGGUGGCAACAACGGAGGCGGCUACGAACAGCGUCAGGGCGGAAAUGGUGGAGGUUGGGGUGGCUAUCAGCAAAACUGGAACCAGAACCAGGGCGGAUCUGGUGCUUAA
Molecule: messenger RNA, 441 nt
Organism: Uncinocarpus reesii 1704
Lineage: Eukaryota; Fungi; Ascomycota; Eurotiomycetes; Onygenales; Onygenaceae
Exons: 6
Coding region: 1-441 (146 amino acids)
Molecular function (GO): RNA binding
Source: RefSeq, a predicted model, not a curated record